Molecule: messenger RNA, 2045 nt
Organism: Eptesicus fuscus (big brown bat)
Lineage: Eukaryota; Metazoa; Chordata; Mammalia; Chiroptera; Vespertilionidae
Product: zinc finger protein 850-like
Exons: 2
Coding region: 1-1992 (663 amino acids)
Biological process (GO): regulation of transcription by RNA polymerase II
Molecular function (GO): DNA-binding transcription factor activity; RNA polymerase II cis-regulatory region sequence-specific DNA binding
Source: RefSeq, a predicted model, not a curated record
AUGGCGGCGCCCGCGCUGAGGAGCUUCGCUGAGCAAAGUCACACUGGAGAUAGGCCUUAUGAGCGCAGUGAAUGUGGGAAAACUUUUACCAGUAGCAGUGCCCUCCAUUAUGAUCAGAGAGUUCACACAGUGGAAAGGCCUUAUGAGUACAAUGAGUGUGGAAAAUCCUUUACCAAUAGCAGUAACCUUCAUUGUCUUCGUAGGGUUCACAAUGGAGAAAAGCUUUAUAAAUGUAGUGAAUGUGGGAAAGCUUACAGCAGUAGCACUAAACUUCGUCGUCAUCAGAGAGUGCACACUGGAGAAAGGCCUUAUCACUGCAGUGAAUGUGGUAAAUCUUUUAUCACUAGCACUGAACUUCAUUGUCAUCAGCGAGUUCACACUGGAGAAAGGCCCUAUGAGUGCAGUGACUGUGGAAAAUCUUUUACAACUAAGUCUCAACUUCAUAAUCACCAGAGGGUUCAUACAGGGGAAAAGCCUUAUACAUGCAGUUACUGUGGGAAAUCUUUUACUUGGAGCACUGCCCUUCGUUGUCAUCGGAGAGUUCACAAAGGAGAGAAGCCUUAUGAAUGCAGUUACUGUGGGAAAUCUUUUACCUGGAGGACUGCCCUUCGUUGUCAUCAAAGAGUUCAUACAGGAGAAAAGCCUUAUAAAUGCAGUGAAUGUGGAAAGUCUUUUUCAAGUAGCAUUGGUCUCCAAUAUCAUCAGAGAGUUCACACAGGAGAAAAGCCUUAUAAAUGCAGUGAAUGUGGGAAAUCUUUUACCACUAACACCCACCUUCAUAGUCAUCAGAGAGUUCACACUGGAGAAAAGCCUUAUCAAUGCAGUGAAUGUGGGAAAUCUUUUACCACUAACACCCACCUUCGUAGUCAUCAGAAAGUUCACACUGGAGAAAAGGCUUAUAAAUGCAGUGAAUGUGGGAAAUCUUUUACCACUAACACCUACCUUCGUAGUCAUCAGAGAGUUCAUACAGGAGAAAAGCCUUAUCAAUGCAGUGACUGUGGGAAAUCUUUUACCUGGAGGACAGCCCUUCGUUGUCAUCAAAGAGUUCAUACAGGAGAAAAGCCUUAUAAAUGCAGUGAAUGUGGAAAGUCUUUUUCAAGUAGCAUUGGUCUCCAAUAUCAUCAGAGAGUUCACACAGGAGAAAAGCCUUAUAAAUGCAGUGAAUGUGGGAAAACUUUUACCACUAACACCCACCUUCGUAAUCAUCAGAGAGUUCACACUGGAGAAAAACCUUAUAAAUGCAAUGAAUGUGGGAAAUCUUUUACCACAAACACCCACCUUCGUAGUCAUCAGAAAGUUCACACUGGAGAAAAGGCUUAUCAAUGCACUGAAUGUGGGAAAUCUUUUACAACUAACACCUACCUUCGUAGUCAUCAGAGUGUUCAUACAGGAGAAACGCCUUAUCAAUGCAGUGAAUGUGGGAAAUCUUUUACCACUAACACCCACCUUCGUAGUCAUCAGAAAGUUCACACUGGAGAAAAGGCUUAUCAAUGCACUGAAUGUGGGAAAUCUUUUACAACUAACACCUACCUUCGUAGUCAUCAGAGUGUUCAUACAGGAGAAACGCCUUAUCAAUGCAGUGAAUGUGGGAAAUCUUUUACCACUAACACCCACCUUCGUAGUCAUCAGAGAGUUCACACUGGAGAAAAGCCUUAUAAAUGCAGUGAAUGUGGGCUAUCUUUUACAACUAACACCUACCUUCGUAGUCAUCAGAGAGUUCAUACAGGAGAAAAGCCUUAUCAAUGCAGUGAAUGUGGGAAAUCUUUUACCUGGAGCACUGCCCUUCGUUGUCAUCAGAGAGUUCAUACAGGAGAAAAUCCUUAUAAAUGCAGUGACUGUGGAAAGUCUUUUACACGUAGCAGUGGUCUCCAAUGUCAUCAAAGCAUUCACAGUGGAGAAAAGCCUUAUAAAUGCAGUGAAUGUGGGAAAUCUUUUUCGAGGAGCAAAGGUCUUCAAUAUCAUCAGAGGUCACACUGGAGAAAGCCGUUAUGAGCGUAAUUAUUGUGAGAUAUCUCUCAGAAAAAUUUGUAAAUCUGCUGUGUACA